AUAGCGACGGAGGGCGCGCCGAAGGAAGAUGGCGGUGCUGGCUCGUCAGUUGCUGCCGGCUUCGUGAGCGCCGCGCUCGCUCUUCCCCCUGUUUCGUCCUCGCUCCUGCACCCAGCUCCUCCCGGCUGCUCUCAGCCUCUUCUGUCUCGCCGGGGCCGUAGAGAUCAUGUCGGACUCGGAGGAGGAGGAGAGUCCGGACCACCAGCUCAAGCUGGUGGUGCUGGGGGACGGCACCACUGGCAAGACAUCCUUAGCUACACGUUUUGCUCAAGAAACUUUUGGAAAACAGUACAAACAAACCAUAGGACUGGACUUCUUCUUGAGAAGGAUAUUAUUGCCAGGAAAUUUGAAUGUUACUCUUCAAGUGUGGGAUGUAGGGGGACAAACAAUAGGAGGCAAAAUGCUGGAUAAAUAUAUUUAUGGAGCUCAGGGUAUUCUUCUGGUUUAUGAUAUUACCAAUGGCCAGAGUUUUGAAAAUUUGGAAGACUGGUAUAAUGUGGUAAAAAAAGUGAGUGAAGAAUCAGAAAGACAGCCACUUGUGGCCUUGGUUGGAAAUAAAAUUGACUUGGAGCAUAUUCGCACAGUGAAAGCUGACAAACACCAGCGAUUUUGUCAGGAAAACAAUCUCAGUAGCCAUUUUGUGUCAGCCAAGACAGGAGAUUCUGUCUUCCUGUGUUUUCAGAGAAUUGCUGCUGACAUACUCGGCAUCAAGUUAAACAAAGCAGAAUUGGAACAAUCACAGAGGGUGGUGAAGGCAGAUAUUGUCAACUACAGCCAGGAGCCCGUGACCAGAACAGUUAAUCCUCCCAGAAGCUCAAUGUGUGCAGUUCAGUGACCAUGCUGCUCUCCUCUGGUUUGAUACCUCUGCAGUCCUGCCUUGAAACAGGCUCUGGGAUCACCAGGAGCUUUGCUUUACAGGGACCAGUGCAACAAUGCAAUUAGCGGUUUCAGAAACAUGUUGCACCAUUGUCCAUUCAGAAGCAGCAGGCAGUUCUUUGGCUGAAAUUCAAACAUGAGAUCACACACUUGAAAAAUUAAGGUCUAUAUUCUUUUAAAUUAUAUUUAAAUGAAACUGUAUAACUGUGUUUAUGUUUCCUCUUCUCUAUUUGACUGAUACCAGAAUAAAAAUGGAUGAGGAAGCCCUGCAUUCAAAAUGCUUUUAAAGACAUCACCAUGAAAGGGUAUUUUGCCAAAGCAUUUUAAAUUUUUUUUCUCCAGUUGUUUGAACUAAUACUCAGCAAAAUGUUACUUGGAAUAAUUAUUGGAAUAAUUUUAAAUGCAUAAUAUAUAUUUUAUCUAGGGAUAAUUUUGAAAGUGUUCCAUUAAUUUAUACACACUUAGCACAAAAUGUAUAAAUUGUAUCCAGUGAGAAACAGUCUUGAAAUAAAGCUGUUAUAAAAAUAGUUACUUUUCUGAAGUCUCACAUUGCCUCCAUGGAUGCUCUAAAAAUGCUAGUGUUUUUGUGUAUUUUUAUUACCACAUCAGCAUUAUUUCUUGCAAUAAUAGAUAGGCUUAUAUGUCUUUAUUAAUAUGGAUGAAUCUCAGUUUACAGUUUGGUCUGUAAAUGAUGAGUGAUAUAUUCAACAUGCAGUAGAAGCUGUUGAUAGAUCAAUUAGCAUCAGUUACUUUAAAUAUCUAACAGAAUGACUUUUGGCCUUGUACUCUUUUCUUUUGAAUUUGGAGUAAAUAACAAAUAAAAAGCUGUGUGCUCAG
Messenger RNA from Catharus ustulatus (Swainson's thrush), 1713 nucleotides. It is a transcript of the gene RAB28, whose product is annotated as RAB28, member RAS oncogene family. The record is from RefSeq and is a predicted model, not a curated record. NCBI's taxonomy places the organism in Eukaryota, Metazoa, Chordata, Aves, Passeriformes, Turdidae. The coding region runs from base 167 to 835 and encodes 222 amino acids. Gene Ontology annotation, molecular function: GTP binding; GTPase activity. Gene Ontology annotation, cellular component: endosome; Golgi apparatus. The transcript is spliced from 7 exons.